Procambarus clarkii (red swamp crayfish) is the source of this 804-nucleotide messenger RNA. Lineage: Eukaryota; Metazoa; Arthropoda; Malacostraca; Decapoda; Cambaridae. The record is from RefSeq and is a predicted model, not a curated record.
AUGGCCAACUGUCACUCUGAAAUCUUGGUUUUUUCCGAAGAACACAGUGAUGAGACACAGCCACGUGAGGCAGAACACAGUGAUGAGACACAGCCACGUGAGGCAGAACACAGUGAUGAGACACAGCUAAGUGAUGCAGAACACAGUGAUGAGACACAGCUACGUGAGGAAGAACACAGUGAUGAGACACAGCUAAGUGAUGCAGAACACAGUGAUGAGACACAGCUACGUGAGGCAGAACACAGUGAUGAGACACAGCUAAGUGAUGCAGAACACAGUGAUGAGACACAGCCACGUGAGGCAGAACACAGUGAUGAGACACAGCUACGCGAGGCAGAACACAGUGAUGAGACACAGCUACGUGAUGCAGAACACAGUGAUGAGACACAGCUACGUGAGGAAGAACACAGUGAUGAGACACAGCCACGUGAGGAAGAACACAGUGAUGAGACACAGCCACGUGAGGCAGAACACAGUGAUGAGACACAGCUACGUGAGGCAGAACACAGUGAUGAGACACAGCUACGUGAGGCAGAACACAGUGAUGAGACACAGCUACGUGAGGAAGAACACAGCUAUGAGACACAGCUACGUGAAGAAGAACACAGCUAUGAGACACAGCUACGUGAGGAAGAACACAGCUAUGAGACACAGCUACGUGAGGAAGAACACAGUGAUGAGACACAGCUACGUGAGGAAGAACACAGUGAUGAGACACAGCUACGUGAGGAAGAACACAGUGAUGAGACACAGCUACGUGAGGAAGAACACAGCUAUGAGACACAGCUACGUAAGCCGAUAUAA